This is a messenger RNA of Astyanax mexicanus (Mexican tetra), 502 nucleotides long. RefSeq names its product ribosomal protein, large P2 (gene rplp2a). Gene Ontology annotation, cellular component: ribosome; cytosolic large ribosomal subunit. Bases 108 to 458 code for a protein of 116 amino acids. Gene Ontology annotation, biological process: cytoplasmic translational elongation. The transcript has 5 exons. NCBI's taxonomy places the organism in Eukaryota, Metazoa, Chordata, Actinopteri, Characiformes, Acestrorhamphidae. The record is from RefSeq and is a predicted model, not a curated record. Gene Ontology annotation, molecular function: structural constituent of ribosome.
UCAGAGCGCUGAAUGCUGCUCCAUUAUAAGGCUAUAUCCUGUCAGUCUUUCUCUCCCGUCCGGAAUCGCAGCGUGACCUACGUUUCGUGUCUUUCGUAGACUUAAAAAUGCGUUACGUGGCCGCUUACCUUUUGGCUGUGCUGGGUGGAAACACCAGCCCCUCCGCCAAGGAUAUCAAGAAUAUCCUGGGGAGUGUAGGAAUCGAGGCCAACGAUGAACGCCUGAAUAAGGUGGUCAGUGAACUGAAUGGUAAAGACAUCAAUGAAGUCAUGAAUGCCGGCCUCUCUAAGUUAGCCUCCGUGCCAGCGGGUGGUGCUGUGGCAGUCUCUGCCGCCGCUCCUGGUGGUGGUGGGGCUCCAGCAGCUGGGGAAGCACCUGCAGCGGAAGAGAAAAAGGAGGAGAAGAAAGAGGAAUCUGAGGAGUCGGAUGAAGACAUGGGCUUUGGCCUCUUUGAUUAAUCUUUCUUCUUUUCAGAACAAUAAAAAUGGAAAAGAUGUUUUAA